Arabidopsis thaliana (thale cress) is the source of this 2142-nucleotide messenger RNA. It is a transcript of the gene 4CL5, whose product is annotated as 4-coumarate:CoA ligase 5. Gene Ontology annotation, molecular function: trans-feruloyl-CoA synthase activity; (E)-caffeate-CoA ligase activity; 4-coumarate-CoA ligase activity. The record is from RefSeq and is marked reviewed. Lineage: Eukaryota; Viridiplantae; Streptophyta; Magnoliopsida; Brassicales; Brassicaceae. The transcript is spliced from 4 exons. The coding region runs from base 160 to 1653 and encodes 497 amino acids.
UAUUACUAUAAAACAAAAUCAGCCUUCGUCCAUUAAUUAAUAAUUACUAAUCCAAACGUACCAUUAUAAAAACCCAAACAACAGAAAAAAAAAGGAAAGAAAAGCAAGUGUUACAUUUUGAAAAGAAAGAAGUAAAGAAGAAUUAGAAUCUCCACACAAAUGGUGCUCCAACAACAAACGCAUUUUCUCACAAAGAAGAUAGAUCAAGAAGACGAAGAAGAAGAACCUUCUCAUGAUUUCAUUUUCCGAUCUAAGCUUCCUGAUAUCUUCAUCCCUAACCACCUCCCUCUCACCGAUUACGUCUUCCAAAGGUUCUCCGGCGAUGGCGACGGAGAUUCCUCAACAACCUGUAUCAUCGACGGUGCCACUGGCCGUAUUUUGACCUACGCCGAUGUACAAACCAACAUGCGGAGGAUAGCUGCCGGAAUCCACCGGCUCGGGAUCCGCCACGGAGACGUCGUAAUGCUUCUCCUCCCGAACUCGCCGGAGUUUGCUCUGUCUUUUCUUGCCGUUGCUUACCUUGGAGCCGUUUCCACUACCGCGAAUCCGUUCUACACUCAGCCGGAGAUCGCUAAACAGGCUAAAGCCUCCGCCGCGAAGAUGAUCAUCACGAAGAAAUGUUUAGUCGAUAAACUAACAAACCUCAAAAACGACGGCGUUUUGAUCGUUUGCCUAGACGAUGACGGUGACAACGGCGUUGUUUCGUCGAGUGAUGAUGGUUGCGUGAGUUUCACGGAACUGACUCAAGCGGACGAAACAGAACUUCUAAAACCUAAAAUAUCGCCGGAAGACACGGUGGCGAUGCCGUACUCUUCCGGAACAACGGGACUUCCAAAGGGAGUGAUGAUUACUCACAAGGGUUUAGUUACAAGCAUCGCUCAGAAAGUCGACGGAGAAAACCCUAACCUUAACUUCACGGCCAAUGACGUCAUCCUCUGUUUUCUCCCAAUGUUUCACAUUUACGCUCUCGACGCGUUGAUGCUUUCGGCGAUGAGAACCGGUGCAGCGUUACUGAUCGUGCCGAGGUUCGAGUUGAAUCUGGUGAUGGAGCUGAUUCAAAGGUACAAAGUCACGGUUGUGCCGGUGGCUCCUCCGGUGGUUUUAGCAUUCAUUAAAUCCCCUGAGACGGAGAGAUACGACUUGAGCUCGGUGAGAAUUAUGCUAUCAGGUGCAGCUACACUAAAGAAGGAGCUUGAAGACGCCGUGCGACUCAAGUUUCCUAAUGCCAUUUUUGGUCAGGGUUAUGGAAUGACCGAGUCCGGAACGGUAGCUAAGUCAUUAGCGUUUGCAAAGAACCCAUUUAAAACCAAGUCCGGUGCAUGUGGGACUGUGAUCAGAAACGCCGAGAUGAAAGUGGUCGAUACCGAAACCGGAAUCUCCUUGCCGCGCAACAAAUCUGGCGAGAUCUGCGUCCGAGGUCAUCAGCUCAUGAAAGGUUAUUUGAAUGAUCCGGAAGCUACUGCACGAACCAUAGACAAAGACGGGUGGUUACAUACAGGAGAUAUUGGGUUUGUGGAUGAUGAUGAUGAGAUCUUCAUUGUUGAUCGGUUGAAGGAACUGAUCAAAUUCAAAGGCUACCAAGUGGCUCCAGCUGAGCUUGAAGCAUUGCUUAUUUCUCAUCCUUCUAUCGAUGAUGCCGCAGUUGUUGCGUGAGUUCAAAACAAAUCUGAAACUUCCAAACUGAGACACUAAAAUGGUUGUUGUCUCUAAUGAUAUUUGAAUUUUCAGAAUGAAGGAUGAAGUAGCUGAUGAGGUUCCAGUAGCAUUUGUAGCAAGAUCUCAAGGGUCUCAGUUAACUGAAGAUGAUGUCAAGAGUUACGUAAACAAACAGGUGGUUCACUACAAGCGGAUUAAGAUGGUGUUUUUCAUAGAAGUUAUACCAAAAGCAGUUUCGGGCAAGAUUCUGAGGAAGGAUCUGCGAGCUAAAUUGGAAACCAUGUGCUCUAAAUAGACACAAGAGAGUUUCAAAUGUAUGUGUAAAUUCGAACAUUAUAGUCUCUAAGAAGUAAGGAGUAAGAAGCAAGUAUUUGGUAUUUGAUUUGGUUUUCACGAGAUCAAUCAUGUAAAGUCAACAAAUCUAGGAAACCUAAAGCUAAGCUACCCUCAGAAACAUAAAUUCAUUUCCUAUAAUCAUCAUUUCAC